Molecule: messenger RNA, 361 nt
Organism: Funneliformis geosporum
Lineage: Eukaryota; Fungi; Glomeromycota; Glomeromycetes; Glomerales; Glomeraceae
Source: the annotation of a GenBank genome assembly
GACGAAUUUUGAUGACUUUAUUAAACCAAUAUUUGAAGAAAUAAAAUGUUUAGAAAAUGGUCUCAUCAUGCAAACAAUAUAUGGUGAUACUUGGAUUGUAGGUGGUAAUGACUUGGCAGGUGUAAAACAACAUAGUGCUAUCCAUAGUUGUCAAAUGUGUAAUAUUACAAACAAUCAACUUACCAACCCGAGUUAUGACCAUAUGAGAAAUACGCGUUUUCAUUAUGAUACAGAAGAACAAUUUUUAGAGAUUGAUAGUCAACAUACAAAAAUACCACAGGAUGCAUACCAUUCUAUGGCUGAAAAAGAACAUAUUCUAUUAGAAGCUACAUUUAGCAUACUGGCGAAAAGGCUUUUAUAG